Nicotiana tabacum (common tobacco) is the source of this 1745-nucleotide messenger RNA. RefSeq names its product protein disulfide-isomerase-like. Gene Ontology annotation, molecular function: protein disulfide isomerase activity. Gene Ontology annotation, biological process: response to endoplasmic reticulum stress; protein folding. Gene Ontology annotation, cellular component: endoplasmic reticulum. The record is from RefSeq and is a predicted model, not a curated record. Lineage: Eukaryota; Viridiplantae; Streptophyta; Magnoliopsida; Solanales; Solanaceae.
AUACACAUAAAAAAUUACAUACAUAUUAGAGAGAGUGAAAAUGGUUUGGAGAGGGAUUUUUGUGAUUCUAUCAGUUCUAUUUGCAGUUUGUGUAGCAGUAGAAGAGAAAGAGCAUGUGUUAACAUUAGACCAUACAAACUUCACCGACGUUGUAUCCAACCACAACUUCAUUGUCGUUGAAUUCUACGCCCCCUGGUGUGGACACUGCCAGAAACUUGCCCCUGAGUAUGAAAAAGCUGCUUCAGUAUUGAGUAGUCAUGACCCUCCAAUUGUUCUAGCUAAAAUUGAUGCAAGUGAUGAGGCAAAUAGAGGACUCGCAACACAAUAUCAGCUCAAGGGCUUCCCAACUAUUAAGAUUUUCAGGAAUGGAGGAAACAAUAUUCAAGAAUAUAAUGGUCCUCGCGAAGCAGAUGGUAUAGUAGCAUAUAUAAAGAAACAAUCAGGUCCUGCAUCUCCUGAAAUCAAGUCGAAAGAAGAUGCUGCAAAUGUCAUCGAUGAGAAAAAGAUCAUUGUCGUUGGUAUAUUUCAAGAACUCUCAGGGGAGAAAUUUGAAAACUAUACAACAUUAGCUGAAAAACUAAGAGCUGACUAUGACUUUGCUCACACCGUUGAUGCCAAAUUCCUCCCUCGGGGCGAGCAAGUUGAUAAGCCAACCCUUCGUCUCCUUAAGCCAUUCGAUGAACUCUUCGUUGAUUUUGAGGAUUUUGAAGUCGAAGCAAUGGAGAAGUUCAUUGCAGAAUCUAGUAUUCCUAUUGUUACUUAUUUUGACAAAGAUCCAGAAAACUCAAUUUAUGUCAGCAAGUUCUUUAAUGGUAUCGGCGCAAAGGCAAUGCUUUUCGUGAACUUUAGCACUGAGCUCGACGCGUUUCAAUCCAAGUAUAAGGAUGUUGCUGUGCUCAACAAGGAGAAUGGUCUGAAAGGAUUGAGCUUUCUGUUGGGAGAUGUUGAGGCUGGUGAAGGUGCAUUCAGUUACUUUGGGCUAAAGCCAGAACAGGCACCUCUGAUCAUAAUAAUGGAGAAUGAUGGACAAAAGUAUCUCAAGGCACAUGUAGAACCCGAUGCAAUUGCUUCUUGGUUGAAGGAUUACAAGGAUGGAAAAUUGAAGCCAUACGUAAAAUCACAACCUAUCCCUGAGGUUAACGACGAGCCUGUGAAGGUGGUUGUUAGAGAUACUCUCGAAAAAAUGGUUCUCAACUCUGGCAAAAAUGUACUGCUAGAGUUCUAUGCACCUUGGUGUGGCCACUGCAAGGCGCUCGCUCCAAUCUUGGACGAAGUAGCUGUCUCGUUCGAGAAAGAUUCUAAUGUUCUGAUUGCCAAAUUGGAUGCAACUGCAAAUGAUAUUCGUACAGAUGAAUUUGACGUUAAAGGAUUCCCAACUGUGUACUUCAAAUCUGCUUCUGGUAAAUUGUCUCAGUAUAACGGCGAAAGAACAAAAGAGGCCAUCAUUGAAUUUAUUCAGCAGAAUCGCGACGAUAAACCUGCUCAGUCUGAAGCUGAUUCCACCACACCAGAAUCAGUGAAUACAGAUUCAGCAAAAGAUGAGCUAUAAAGAGGUCUUUGCCAUUCUGUCUCCAUAGAGAGGACUCAAGUUUUGUCGUGGAUUUGCUGCUUUCCUUUCUCUUUUAUUUGAGUUUAGGUGUUUUUUUUUAAUUACUGUAAAAUGGUUGUAUCAUGUGCACCAUUUUAUUAUGUAUGAGGUGCAACUGAAUCUAAAUUACUAUUAUUAUUAUUAUCAAUUCACAACU